Molecule: messenger RNA, 1338 nt
Organism: Linderina pennispora
Lineage: Eukaryota; Fungi; Kickxellomycota; Kickxellomycetes; Kickxellales; Kickxellaceae
Product: MFS general substrate transporter
Exons: 1
Coding region: 1-1338 (445 amino acids)
Biological process (GO): transmembrane transport
Cellular component (GO): membrane
Molecular function (GO): transmembrane transporter activity
Source: RefSeq, a predicted model, not a curated record
AUGAGAGCAGGGAUUAUAGAGAAAUAUUGCCGCAAGGUGGACCGGCGGAUUCUGCUGUACGCUGUGUGUCUGUGCAUUCUGAACCAGAGCGACCGUGGGUCCAUUGGCGUGGCCAAAGUGGUUGGGCUUGAGAAGGACCUGGGGAUGGAGCACAACGACUUUAACAUCGCCGCCACGCUGUUUACUGUCGGAUAUCUGUCGCUUGAGUUCUUCUCCAACUUUGUGCUAAAGAAAGUCGGCGCGUCGCGGCUACUGCCAACGCUUGGGAUCCUUUGGGGUAUUGUGUGUACGCUGCAGGGAGUGAUCAAGACGAAGACGCAGCUGUUUGUGAUGCGCGUGUUGCUGGGCAUGUCCGAGUGUGGAUUCACGGCGGGCAUGCUAUUGAUAAUAUCGUUUUACUACCCGAAGAGCAAGCUGACGGCGCGGGUCGGAUUCUUCUACCUCAGCUCGCCGAUCGCCAACUGCCUGUCAGGGCCGCUGGCCUCUGCCCUGUCGCACAUCAACCACCCGACGAUCAAGCGGUGGCAGUGGGUGUUUCUGCUCGAAGGCAUCAUCACCAUUGUUGUUUCACUCUUUGGAUACUUUAUCCUGCAGGACCACCCGGAGAAAUGCACAUUCCUGACACAUGAGGAGAAGCGAUUUAUUAUCGACUACAAGCGAAAGGAGAGAACCCUGGGUGGAUCCGAGAAGUUGUCCAUGAAUGAGACUAAGGAGGCACUGAUGGACUGGCAGCUAUGGUGUCAGACGCUGGCGACGCUGGCCAUUUGCAGUGCCGGCAAUAGCGUCACGGUGUUUGCGCCUGAGCUGAUCAACGAGCUUGGGUUCACUGCUGCGCAGGCGCAGGCCAUGAGCGCGUUACCAUCGGUAUUCGGGGCUGUUGCGAUCCUCUUUGCGGGGCGCAUUGUGCGCUGGUGUGGUGGGCACUGGCGGGCUGGCAUUCUUUCCUGUGCAACCGCACUGGUAGGCAGUCUGCUGAUGGCAUGUACACUUAAUGUGCCAGUGCGUAUUGUUGGCCUAUGUCUGGUGGGUACGGGUGGAAAUGCUGGCCUUGGCAUCCUUCCAGGGUGGAAUAUCUCGGCGAACUCGAAGACUGUAGCGCACUCGGCGGUGGCGUCGGGGAUGACCGUGUUCAUGGGGUCAAGUUCAUCGUUCAUCUCAUCAAACAUAUUCCUCAACUCAGAUGCGCCCAGGUUCAUCAUUGGACACAUGGUCAACGCAUCGCUGAUGGUGGUGGGUAUCUGUGCGUGUGUGAUAGUCCGAAUCAGCAUGGGCAAGCGAAACCGCAGGCUCGACCUCCAGCCCAAGGAGCUCGACGACGGGUUCAGGUACAUGUACUAG